Messenger RNA from Puccinia graminis f. sp. tritici CRL 75-36-700-3, 615 nucleotides. RefSeq lists its product as uncharacterized. The coding region runs from base 1 to 615 and encodes 204 amino acids. NCBI's taxonomy places the organism in Eukaryota, Fungi, Basidiomycota, Pucciniomycetes, Pucciniales, Pucciniaceae. Gene Ontology annotation, biological process: phosphatidylethanolamine biosynthetic process. The transcript has 6 exons. Gene Ontology annotation, molecular function: phosphatidylserine decarboxylase activity. Gene Ontology annotation, cellular component: mitochondrion. The record is from RefSeq and is a predicted model, not a curated record.
AUGCCUGAUGCUAUCUCAAGAGUCGGGGCUUCAAAUGAGCACAAGUACUGCACUGAAGAUAUGGGAUCUAACGGGUGCCCCUGCUCCUCAACCACUCAGCAACCACCUUCCAACAUCCAUCAGCCACGUCUAGCAAGAAGAAUUCAGGAACGAGAUGAGGGUUACGCCAAAUAUACCCCAUUCAUUGACGACUCGGAGGCGUUCAUCAUCGAAACCAAGUACUAUCACCCUCCUGCCUGGGAUGCCUUCUUCAUUGUAUUAGGACCAGUGGAACUCAAGGCUGAUUCAAAAUCGACUGAAGGUCCUUGGCAGGUUCAUGUCCUCGGCGCUCUCCCCUUAAGAAUUAUCUCCAGACUCUAUGGUUUACUCAAUAGACCCAACAGAGAGCUCAGUCCCGACGCCGGCCUUGCAUCCUCCAUCAAAGUUCAUGCCGACAUCGUCAGGGGUGAGCUCGAAACCCUGCCCAGCUCCGGCAAUCGUACGUUCUUCGUCGUCGUCUAUCUUGCCCCAGGCAAUUAUCAUCGCUUCCAUUCUCCUGCCGACUGGAAGGUCAAACAUCUUCAUCCUUUUGCUGGUGCGACGAAUGUGGGCUCGAUCCUGAUCAACUUCGAUUGA